Molecule: messenger RNA, 330 nt
Organism: Mucor velutinosus
Lineage: Eukaryota; Fungi; Mucoromycota; Mucoromycetes; Mucorales; Mucoraceae
Product: Cell division control protein 3
Exons: 2
Coding region: 1-330 (109 amino acids)
Source: RefSeq, a predicted model, not a curated record
AUGACAGAAUCCAACCACUUUCAUCCUGAUAUUGAACAAAACACAAUGUAUGAAGAGAGAUUAAAGCAAAAGAACAUUCGAUCCAUGCCAGUAGGAAACGAGCGAUUAGCUGCUCUUCGAGAUUUAGGCGUUACUUUUGAUGAAGGACAUCAUAAAACAACCAAAAUUGCAACACCUUCUGGCACUCCAAAGUUACCCACAUUUGUAGAUGCUAGUCAGAUUGAGUAUUUACUUGAGCAAAAGAAAGCCUCACAUCCAAGUCCUUUUUCCGCUUCAAUGACUACCAAUCGAGAAGAAUUUGGUGGCAUGAUGUUCCGUGAAUGGCGUUGA